GAGCUUGCUGUGCCACUUUUGUGACUCAGCCAAUGUAGUUCUGUAUACGGCUUCUUUAUUCUUUGUCGGGGGAUGUACUCCUGAGUAGCGAAUGACGAAACAAAUUUUGCUAAUAUUCACAUUCCGAGGAUUAGUAAGAAAAGGGAAAAAGGGGAAAAGGAGAAAAUGGCCAGUUUUAUAUUACGGAAAGCUGAACCCAGAGACGUGUCCGAUAUCAUGCGACUCAUAAAGGAACUAGCUAAGUUUGAGGAAAUGGAGGAGAAAGUCGUGCUGACAGAGAAAGAUCUCCUUGAAGAUGGCUUCGGAGAUCACCCAUUCUACCACUGUUUGGUUGCUGAAGUCCCAAAAUUGCAGAGCUCAGAAGGGUACACUGUGAUUGGAUUUGCCAUGUACUACUUCACAUAUGACCCUUGGAUUGGAAAGCUGCUCUACUUGGAAGACUUUUACGUCAUGCAGGAGUUUCGAGGUUUGGGCAUUGGUUCAAAAAUCCUGAAGGUCCUGAGUGAGAAGGCAGUGAAGACUCGCUGUAGCGGCAUGCACUUCCUUGUGGCAGAAAACAACACAAAGUCUAUUGAGUUCUACAAGCGAAGAGGAGCAGCUGAUCUCUCGUCUGAGGAGGGCUGGCGUCUUUUUGAGAUUGAAAAGGAUGAUCUGCUGAAAAUGACUGCCAAAUAAGAGUUUAUGUACUGUUGAAUGACUUGUUCUGACAGUUUGUGAUAGCAAUAAUCAUGUUUUUUUCAGUCAGUCUUAAUACAUUUGACCCUGUUUCUGUAAUGUCAUCUGAAAUGUAGCAAGACCUCUGCUGAGUGAAUGUUUUGGAAAUAGCUAUACUUCUGGAGGCCUGUAGUGACACAUUUCUUGAGUCAAAAACAAUAAACUUGAUUUUGUGUAACAGAA
This is a messenger RNA of Trematomus bernacchii (emerald rockcod), 897 nucleotides long. RefSeq names its product diamine acetyltransferase 1-like. Lineage: Eukaryota; Metazoa; Chordata; Actinopteri; Perciformes; Nototheniidae. The transcript is spliced from 6 exons. The record is from RefSeq and is a predicted model, not a curated record. Bases 166 to 675 code for a protein of 169 amino acids. Gene Ontology annotation, molecular function: N-acetyltransferase activity.